This is a messenger RNA of Drosophila innubila, 2044 nucleotides long. It is a transcript of the gene SppL, whose product is annotated as signal peptide peptidase-like 3. NCBI's taxonomy places the organism in Eukaryota, Metazoa, Arthropoda, Insecta, Diptera, Drosophilidae. The record is from RefSeq and is a predicted model, not a curated record. Gene Ontology annotation, molecular function: aspartic endopeptidase activity, intramembrane cleaving. The transcript has 7 exons. Gene Ontology annotation, cellular component: lumenal side of endoplasmic reticulum membrane; Golgi-associated vesicle membrane; cytoplasmic side of endoplasmic reticulum membrane. Gene Ontology annotation, biological process: membrane protein proteolysis. The coding region runs from base 432 to 1712 and encodes 426 amino acids.
AGUUCGUUGUUUUUCCAUCAGAAAAAAAACAGUGAAUGAGUGAACAGUGAAAAAAAUGCAUUACAAGUGACAAAACUGUUAUUAAAUAACCAGUGAAAAAGUGCAAAGGGCUGCAGCCAAUUCACAAAAAUCAAAAUGCAUUUCCAAAAUAUGUAGCUGCUGUGGCUUUUCCGCAAACGCAAAGAAAAUCGGUAAAAAGGAAAACAAAAUACAUUCAAACGCGAAUGUAAAUGUGAAGCGCAGGGCAAAUUUCAUUUCAGCCAGCAGAGUCGCAGAGACAACAACGGACAGAGAUAACGUCAGCAAACGACACUAUCUAAUACUGAUAAGGAUUUGAAAUUCAAUUCAGUUAAAAGAGUGUCCUGCACAGCGGAAACGGCAACAACAACGACAUUGGCAGCGGCAGCGGUCACCUUAUUGCUUAUCAUUGAAUGAGCAUGUCGCACGGCAGCGCCGGCGCGCAGACUGGUGCUGGUGGCGGUGGCGUUGUUGGCGGCAGUGUCGGUGGCGGUGCAGCAGCAGCAGCAGCGGCGGCAGCGGCUGGUUCUGAAUAUCGUGAGCUACAUUGGACUGUGUCGAGUGUAAUGGACUCGUCGCGUGUAUCCACCUGCCUUAUAUCGAUGCUGCUCAUUGUCUAUGGCAGCUUUCGUAGCCUCAACAUUGAGCAGGAAGCGCGAGAGCGUGAACAAAAGAAACGCAAUGAGUCUAUGACGAAUCUGCUCACAGGAGAGCAUGUCGAGAAGGAGCCAACGGAUAAGUUUGCCACGCUGGACACGAUGCAUGCGCUGUGCUUGCCACUUGGUGCUUCCAUAUCGCUGCUCAUCAUGUUCUUCUUCUUUGACUCGAUGCAGCUGCUCUUUGCCGUCUGCACAGCCAUCAUUGCCACUGUGGCGCUGGCAUUUCUCCUCUUGCCCAUGUGCCAGUACAUCAUACGUCCCUGCACGGAUGGGAAGCGUUUCUCUUUUGGCAUCUGCGGACGGUUUACGGCAGCGGAACUCUUUAGUUUUACGCUCUCCGUAUCGAUUGUGUGCGUUUGGGUGCUCACUGGACAUUGGCUCCUCAUGGAUGCAAUGGGCAUGGGACUGUGUGUUGCCUUCAUUGCGUUUGUGCGUUUGCCCAGCUUAAAGGUGUCGACGCUGCUGUUGACCGGUUUGCUGAUCUAUGAUGUUUUUUGGGUAUUCCUCUCAUCGUAUAUAUUCAGCACAAAUGUGAUGGUCAAGGUGGCCACACGUCCCGCCGAGAAUCCCGUUGGCAUUGUCGCACGCAAAUUGAAUUUGGGCGGUAUUGUGCGGGACACACCGAAGUUGAAUUUGCCGGGCAAACUGGUUUUCCCCAGCAUACACAAUACGGGACACUUCUCGAUGCUUGGACUGGGGGAUGUCGUUAUGCCCGGUCUACUGCUGUGUUUUGUAUUGCGUUACGAUGCAUACAAAAAAGCACAGGGCAUUACCUCGGAUCCAACGCUUUCACCGCCAAAGGGUGUUGGCUCCAGGUUGACGUACUUUCAUUGUUCCUUAUUGGGCUAUUUCUUGGGUCUGCUAACGGCAACUGUCAGCUCUGAGGUGUUUAAGGCCGCACAACCUGCCUUACUGUACUUAGUGCCGUUCACGUUAUUGCCGCUUCUGCUGAUGGCCUACCUAAAGGGAGAUCUGCGGCGCAUGUGGAGCGAACCGUUCAUUACGCAUCCACCAUCAAAACAACUGGAAGUCUGAGUGUACUCUAUUUUAAAAAAGAAUUAAAAAGGAAAAGAAAAAACAAUACUAAAAAUAAGGAAAGAAAAAGAACACACAACAAAUCUAAACACUAUUAAUUCUCUCUUAAUAACGUACGUAUUGUUUAGUUAUGCGUAUCAACGUUUUUUAUAAGUUAGGUGAUCCUCUUUUUAGUGAAGUAACAGCAAAACCGAAUAAUAAAUGUACGUAGUUUUAGCAUAAGUGGAAAAGAUUUUUAACAACCACAAAAUUGUACAAUGUAUAAUGUUGAUGUAACUUGGCUUUACGUUACGCAAAGCUGAAAAUAGAUACAAUUUAUGCUGGCCGUAAUA